Messenger RNA from Drosophila ananassae, 2591 nucleotides. RefSeq lists its product as uncharacterized. NCBI's taxonomy places the organism in Eukaryota, Metazoa, Arthropoda, Insecta, Diptera, Drosophilidae. The record is from RefSeq and is a predicted model, not a curated record. Bases 966 to 1265 code for a protein of 99 amino acids. The transcript is spliced from 2 exons.
AAUGUGAAAUGUUUGUUUGCAAAUUGGAAAUGGAAAUGGUUUAUUGGUAUCAUUUGUCAGCCCGUUUUGUAUUUGCCAGCUGCAUAAAAAGUGGUUUUACUUUUAUAUGAAAUAGAACAGAUCCAAUCGGGCAUUAUGAUUAAAAUCACAAAUAAUUAAUAUGCAUUUAUUUGGUUCAUCUGACAGUCACUCUGGAUUAUUUAUUCAUAUAUUAUCAAGUCAAAUAACAAUUUAAUUUAAACAAAAAACACAUUUUAAUUUAAUCAUUAGUAGUUCCUAACCUGAAAAGUAAUCUGCUUAGUUUGAAUGUUUAAUGUAGAAUUAAAUUCAGAAAACUACACCUAUUCUUAAAGCAGGAACCAUUCUGGCAGCCAACCUAGUUCCUCCGCAAGGAAAUUAUUUCUUGUUUAUGACUUUGGCAUUUUAUAAACUGAGUUUACUGGUCAAUAGAGCUGCAGAUAAUUUAUGGAGGCAAUAGACACUCAAAGUAAGUACUAGAAAUAAUUUUGUGAAUUAAAAAAAGUGCUUAUGCUGCGCGCCCGGCUCGACAGGCGACUGGCACUGGCGUUCUGUCAGAUACUUAGAUACAUGGCCACGCUCUGAGAUACACGCACCACGCCACACACAUUGAGAUACUUUGAGUCGCUGAAGCCGGCUGCUUGUUUGUGCAAUUUUGGCUUGAUGUGGGCAUUUUAUAUGUUUGUAUAUACAUACAUAUAUAACUAUUUCUCGAUGCGUGUCUUGGGUUUGCUUUUUGCCAAUUUUUACUUUAUUUUUGGGCCUAAAUAGUUUUUGCCUAAUGAGUGCGAUUGACUUAGUUUUGAGUGAGUUUCUAACAAUCCACGCACCGCCGAAAAAUCGUAUAAAUAAAGUCGUUCUGGCUGCCAACAGUGUUAGUACAAUUUAAGCCAGAGUGCGAACAGCUUCCAGCCCCGUUAAUCAUAAAUCAUUAACAAUCCAACAGAAUGAACUUCACUUUGCUACUGCUCCUCGCCUGUCUCGCUGGCAUCCUGGCCGCACCCGCUCCCGUCCCCGGGGAGCAGCAGGAAUCGUCCGUGAAGGCUAAGCGGGGACUCUCCCUGGGUCUGGGCUACCAUGCCCCGUUGGUGACAACCUCGCAUUACGUGGCUGCACCGACCAUCGUGCACCACGCUCCAAUAAUCUCGCACGCCCCGCUCAUCGCCCACGCCCCACUCAUCGCCCACCACCCGGUGUCGUCGGUGUCCUAUCAUCUCCCCACCUACCACUCCAUUCACCAUUUUUAAUGAGCCAUUGACGUGAGCAGCAGCACCAUCAGGAGCAGCAGCAGCAGCAGCAUCAAAAUUGCAACAGAAUAUAUAUGUUAAAUUUCCUGAAAUUUUUACGAGUAUUGGACUCCACUUUUCCUGGACAUUCCCAGCUCCCCGCUUUUGUAAAUAAAAAUUGUCGUCGAGCAAUAUAAGCUGGCUUAAGUCUUUUUUUUUUCAGUGGAAAGUGUUUAAAGCAACCGAAUAUUAUUAUUGCAACCACAAUCUACAACCAAAAUGAAAUGAAAUGCCAAAAAGGAUUUUAGGGAACUUUGAAACUAAAACCAAAUGGGCGACCAAUGUCAAGAGCAUUCAACAAUAUUUAAUUACUAAUGUAUAAAGUUUCAAUAAAAAUUUUGGUACCCUUUGUGCAUGACAAAAUAAAUCCUUUUCAAUAAUGGUUCACAUUUAAUUGGCUCAUAUUGCAAUUUUGGUAAAUAUUUCUUUUUGCUUUUCUAACUAAAAAUGCAGUGGAAUCCCUCAAGGAUAAAAUAACAAUAAAUUAUUUGCUUUAAAAUCUCCAUUUAAUUGAGCAGAAAAGUAAUUAAGUCAAAGAGGUGAAAAUGAAAUAUUAUCUGUGGUCUGACCGGGGCUACUGGUAUUCUAAGAACAAAUAAAUUUUCAUUUUAUUUAGCAGCAAGACCGCAUUUUUCUUAAAUAUUAUUUUUUACUUUCUGCCCCAUUUAUUUUGCAACACAAGUACCAACUAAGCUGGCUUAUGCUGUGAUUAUAAUCCCAGCAGUUAAACACUCGUCCUUAGAGCGACCCAGCCAGCAAGCAGAAUUUUAAACAUUUUCCAGCUAAAUUAUAGCCAUGAUUGUGCUUCGCAGCAGUGGUCAUUAGAUGCUGGCAUGCGACCCUCAACAGCUUUAACGGCCAACUAAAAAGGGUUUAAAUUGUAACCAUUUAGUAGAAGAGCUGCAAGUAAAUUCCUCUUUUUUACAACAAUCUUUUCUCCAUCGAUUUAUCAUCUUAGCUUGACUUGGAAAAUUUAAAAGAAAAAUGGAUAUUUAAACAAAAGGUCCUUUUUAUAUGAAAGAUGGCACUUAUCGACAAAAAUUUGCUGAAUUAAAGUGUUCGAUUUUAGUUCGAAAUAGUACAUUUUCAAUUUAUUUUCUAAAACUACUUGACUAAAGUGAUCCGCCCAAAUAAGUAUAAAGUUACAAGCACGAUUUAAAUGAAGUAGACAGCCCAGUUGGAAAUUAAAGGUGUAAUGUAAUAAACUUAAUAAUGAAAACAAGCAGUUUUUUGUUCAAGUUGUGACAGCUACAUUCUUACUUAUCAACUAGUUCCAAUAAACUUAAU